AUGAUGGCUCAACGUCGCAACAACAACAAUCACAUCAACAUCAACAUGGACAGGCGCGAGGGCUCGUCCCGCUACACCAGCGGUAUACCGCGCAACUCUACCACUCGACCAGCAGCGCGUACGCCGCUGACCUCCUCGACUCUUCGGACACCUCUCACUUCCUCGACGCUCGGCAAGCGCGGCGCUGCGGACGCAGGCAUGCGAGACGACACGGCGUCUGUCCGCAAGAGCCUCGCGUCUUCGCAGCUACGCACGACAACGCUCGAACGCCGCGUUCUCGAGCUCGAGCAACAGGUGGCCGACAAGGACAGAAUCGCUGCGGAGCUGCGCGCCGAGAAUGCGCGCCUUGAGAACGAGCGGCACCAGCUCUACGAAUCCGAGACGCGGAGGAAGAACGACAUCGACGAGCAGGUGCGGUCUUGGACUGCGGAGAAGGCCGAGUACGAUGCGAAGCUGAGCAAGUACCGCUCCCAAGCGAACAAGGUUUCGGCUGUGUUUGAGGAGCAGGACUCGAAUAUCGCCAACCUCCGGAGAAGCUACAACCGCGUACAGCGCGACCUGCGGGAGAAGGAGGUGCUAUACACGGGGCGGAUCAAGGAGCUCGAAAGCGAGCGCGACAAGCUGCAUAAGUAUGAGCAGCGGUCGCAGCACCUGGCGAUCGAAGUCGAAGUGCUCCGGCGCAAGGUGGAUGCGAAGCGUGACCGGUCACCGGGGAGGGCAGAUGACGGGAUGCCAAACGAGAAUAGGAGACAAUCUGUCUCACUCCAGUCGCAGCAGAGCAAGAUCGACCAACUGCAAGGCGAGGUGUUCGACCUGCGUCGGUGGAAGAAGGACGCUGAGGGGCGCGAGAGGCAAGUCGUCGAGGACAAGGCCAAGUUGCGCCGACAGGUGCAGGCACUCGAGGACGAAGUGAUCCGGCUGCGGCACGAGCGGGACUCCUUAACACAGACGUUCAAGGGCGCAUCAUCCGACGAGGUCACACAGUUGCAGGUGCAGCUUGCUGCCAAGGACGAGCUGUACCAGGAGCUCGCUGCGAAGUAUGAAUCGACCAACGCCGAGUUGGACGACUCGCGGCGACGCACGGCUCAGCUCUCGGACGACAGCAUCGCGGCCAUCCUUGAGUUGAAGGGACGCGUGCACAGUCUCGAGCGUGCGCAGCGCAACGCUUCCGAGGGCCAGCGGUACGCCGAGGCGCGAGUGGAGGGCCUCAAACGUGAGCUUGAGGCGGCGCGCUUGGGCCCUGGUGGCGAGGGGCCAUGGGGUAACAAAAUGCGGGCUCUCGAAGCAGCCGUUGCGGAGUACAAGGGCGCGCUGGACGCGUUUCAGGAUGAGGCUGCGGAGGUGGAGGCCCGCGUUGCGCGCGGUGCGGGUUUGGUCAAGGCUUCUGCAUUCGAGGAAGCGGAGGCACGCGUGUCCAAACUCGAGAGCGAGAGGGCCGAGUUGGCCGCCACGGUUGAGGAGCUCACCAAGGCCAACACGGCUCUCGACGCCGACAUUGCUGAGCUGAUGCGCCGUGUCGCGAGCGGCGAGUACAAUACCGAGCGGGAGCGCGUCCUCGAGCUGCGCGACAAUCCCGCCGCACGGGUCCAUGCCGUGCGCCGCGCGCAGCUAGACGACCUGCAAACCGAGAAUGCUGCACUUCUUACCCGCCUCAAGGAGCUGGACAUUGCCCCAUCCGAGGGCGGGACGGGCCUUGUCCCGCGCGCAAGUUACGACCGCCUGGAGAAGGAGCGCGAUGCGGCUGCCGCCGCCCACGAGAAGCGUCUACUGCGCCUUAAAGAGAUCUUCGGCCUCAAAAGUCGCGAGUUCCUGGAGGCCGUGUAUUCGCUCCUCGGGUGGCGCAUCAAGUUCGAGGAGAACGGCGGCGAGCUACGCCUCACGUCCAUGUACGCUCCCAAGGGCAAGAUGGGCCUCACUCUCAAGUUUACGUCUGACGAAGGCCACUUCGGCACCAUGCACAUGAGCGGUGCGAUGAAGCGCGGUCUCGAGGAGGCUCACCAGUUCUGGGUCGUCGAGCGGCAGAGUAUUCCGGGUUUCCUCGCACAGGUGACCACCGAGAUGUUCGAGAAGACGACGUUUGGGCGUGCAGCUGGCUAUGUCGGCCUGGGUGUCGAGCAGUAG
Molecule: messenger RNA, 2121 nt
Organism: Cutaneotrichosporon cavernicola
Lineage: Eukaryota; Fungi; Basidiomycota; Tremellomycetes; Trichosporonales; Trichosporonaceae
Gene: MAD1
Exons: 6
Coding region: 1-2121 (706 amino acids)
Biological process (GO): attachment of mitotic spindle microtubules to kinetochore; mitotic spindle assembly checkpoint signaling
Cellular component (GO): mitotic spindle; kinetochore; nuclear envelope
Source: RefSeq, a predicted model, not a curated record